Molecule: messenger RNA, 2967 nt
Organism: Terrapene triunguis (Three-toed box turtle)
Lineage: Eukaryota; Metazoa; Chordata; Testudines; Emydidae
Gene: CAPN6
Product: calpain 6
Exons: 13
Coding region: 115-2049 (644 amino acids)
Biological process (GO): proteolysis
Cellular component (GO): cytoplasm
Molecular function (GO): calcium-dependent cysteine-type endopeptidase activity
Source: RefSeq, a predicted model, not a curated record
ACCCUGAUGUUAGUUCCUGAGAAGUCCUGAACAUCCUCCAUUCAAGUUGGUUUCAACAGGAGUUGUGGGUGCCCAGCACCUCCCCGAAUAAGCUUUCAGGCUGCACAGAGGACUAUGUUUUCAUCAGUGAAAUCGUUCAAAGAUCAGAAGUAUCAUGAACUCAAGCAGCAGUGCAUCAAACAAGGACGACUCUUUGAAGAUCCUGAGUUUCCAGCAUCGGACGAAUCCCUUUUCUACAACAGGUGCCCCCCUGGAAGAGUGGAAUGGAAGCGGCCAAAGGAGCUCUGUGAAGACCCACAGCUGUUUGUGAAUGGAAUCAGCGCCCAUGACUUGCACCAAGGGAAGCUGGGGAACUGCUGGUUUGUGGCGGCUUGCUCCUGCUUGGCUCUUCGGGAGAAUCUCUGGCGAAACGUGAUUCCAAGCUUUAAGGAACAAGAAUGGGAUUCAAAGAGACCCCAGAAAUAUGCUGGGAUUUUUCACUUUCAGUUCUGGUAUUUUGGACAGUGGACUGAUGUUGUCAUAGACGAUAGAUUGCCAACAAUUAAUGGGGAGCUGAUCUACUGCCAUUCCAACGUGGAGAAUGAAUUCUGGAGCGCACUACUGGAGAAAGCUUAUGCAAAGCUGGCUGAGUCUUAUGAAGCCCUGGAUGGAGGCACUGCUGCAGAUGCAAUUGUCGAUUUCACUGGAGCAGUGGCAGAAUCCAUUGACCUGGUAAAGGGCAAAUAUUGUGAGAAUAUUUCUGAGCAAAUGAAGCUGUUUGAAGACUUGCUGAAAGUACAUAAAAGAGGCGGGUUAAUCAGCUGUUCCAUCGCGACUUCAUCCCCCAAUGACACCGAGGUGGAGACAAAGAUGGGUCUGAUCAUAGGCCAUGCCUACUCGGUGACGGCAAUUCAGAAGGUGCGCCUCGGAGAGAGGCUCCUGUUCUCUUUUAAGUCAGAAAAGCUCUUCAUGAUCAGAAUGAGGAAUCCGUGGGGAAAGAAGGAGUGGAACGGUGCAUGGAGUGACCAGUCUGAAGAAUGGAAGAAAGUGAGCGACUCAGAGCGUAAGAGCUUGGGACUCACUGUUCAAAAUGAUGGCGAGUUCUGGAUGACAUUUGAUGACUGGUGUCAGAACUUCACCGACGUUGACGUCUGUCGUAUUGUGAACACUUCAUACUUCAGCAUCCACAAAACCUGGGAGAAAAAAAUGGUGCGCGGGGCGUGGACCAAGCAUUCAGAACCACUGAAAAACCGCUCCGGAGGAUGUUUCGAUUACAGAGCCACCUUCUUACAGAAUCCCCAGUAUGUCUUCGAUGUCAAGAAGGGUGAGGACAAAGUGCUGAUUUCACUACAGCAAGAGGAUCAGCGCAUUUACAAGAAAGAUGGGAAAGGGGACAACUUCCCUAUUGGCUUUGAAAUCUUCAAGGUGGAGCUUAACAGAGACUAUCGGAUACACAAGCUGCAAAUACAAGAGCGAGUGGCAACCUCCAUUUAUGUCAAUACACGCACUGUGUUCCUGAGGAAGCUCCUUGCACGGGGUCGCUAUGUUCUUAUCCCAACAACACACUAUCCUGGCAUUGUCACUGCAUUUAUCCUGAGGCUCUUUACAGAUGUGCCAUCAAAACUCAGGGAGCUGAAGCUAGAUAAGCCUAAAUGGACAUGCUGGAGCAUUCUGUGUGGUUACCCUCGCAUAGUCACCGAAAUUAAAAUUCACUCCGCAGAAGGUCUACAGAGGCAAGACAGAUCAGGUGGAGCAGAUCCCUACCUGAUUAUCAAGUGUGAGAAUCAAAAAGUUCGCUCUGCUGUCCAGCAAGACACCGUCAGUGCCAUUUUUGACACACAAGCACUUUUCUACAGAAAGAACAUCAAGCGUCCCAUAAUUGUCCAGGUCUGGAAUAGUAACGUCUUGUGUGACCAGUUCCUUGGACAAGUGCUGCUGGCUGCACUCCCUGAUGACCCCAGAGAACCGCAGACUCUCCAGCUCCGGGGAAAAGGCGGCCGAGAAGCAGACGAAAUGCCAGGUCACAUCACCGUCAAGGUUGUUUCCAGUGACGACCUCAUGGAGCUAUGAAUACCGGCGCCCCGCAGACCCAGACAAAGCUGUCGCCUCACAGCAAGAACGCUUGUCUGUGCUUUCAGUGUGAACGACUCGGGAGCAAAGGUUUCCAGAAAGCCCUCUCUUGCUCAGUCUGACCAUGGGGUUGUGUGCGUGCUGGGAAGGGGUGACUUUUUUUUGUUUUUUUUUUAAUGGAAAAAAUAUAUAAUGCAGCAACUAUGGCAGGAGAUGGGCCACUCUAAAACUCUGUGACAACACUCGCUACCAAACCGCCACCUCCCCAUCUGUUCCAGCUGGGGGUGACAUUGCAGUAGAUUGAGGCGCACAAUCCUACAGCGCAGUGUUUUUGUUGUUGUCUAUUUCAGGGCACCAGGCAGGAAAGGCGCUAAUGUCCAUGGUGCACAGGUAGGGGGGAUGGAGUGCAGGAGCUGGGCCCAUGACUAAAUCCAUGCCCAGCCUUUGAAAUAUUUACCAGCACCUUGUCAUUUGUGAGGGAUUUGUCUGGGCUGCGGUUGUUUGAAAUGAGUUACUUUUCAUUUAAUCCUACAAUAAUUUGUAUUAACAGCACUAUUAUUACUACUAAUCAUACAUUACUGUGCCUCAACUGAAACGUCAUUGCUAGAACAAUCAAAGCAGUCAUUCAAAAUGCAUAAGAAUGGGAACCUGGUGGAAGAAAAAUCCCAAUGUUAAAAUGAUAGACCCAAAUCCUGCAGUCUUUACUCAGGCAUUGUAGCCAAUGGGAAUUUUGCCUGCAUAAGGGCUGCUGGAUUAGACCCAUAUUCCCUUUUCCCGAGCCAGCUGAACUCACAAGGUCACAUUUCUGACCACAGGAAGACACCUGGAAAUUCAGCAGUGGCUUGGAUCUAGUACAAACUCUUAGUAACAAGAUUCUGUUUGCAGAGCAGCAGUGCUCUAAUAAAUGAGAUGCUUUAA